Molecule: messenger RNA, 858 nt
Organism: Didymosphaeria variabile
Lineage: Eukaryota; Fungi; Ascomycota; Dothideomycetes; Pleosporales; Didymosphaeriaceae
Exons: 1
Coding region: 1-858 (285 amino acids)
Source: RefSeq, a predicted model, not a curated record
AUGAGUUCAACUCAAGAAUCCAGCGAAUCGAAGAACAUCAUCGUGUCCGGCGGUGCACGAGGCAUCGGACGGGCUCUGGUCCGCUACUUCCUCGAAGCCGGUCAUCGCGUCUUCGUCUUCGACAUUCAGGAAGACGAACUCCAGUACGCCGUUACGAAGCAUCUAGAGAAACAUUACAAGAACGGAAACGUCGGCUAUGCAGUCUGUAAUCUCCGCCAUGUCGACGAUAUCCGAUCGAAAGUCGACCAGGCCGCCAAGUUUUUUGAUGGGAAAAUCGAUGUACUGGUGAACAAUGGAGGCAUCGCAUCCCCAUACUGGAAGGACGACAAAACCAUGGAAGCCAAAGAGACCUACGACCAAUGGGUAGCUUACAUGGAGACUAACCUCACAGCGCCCUUCGCCAUGUCGCAGGCCUGCAUCCCAUUCAUGAAGCACCGAGAAUCAGACUCAGACAACUCUCAAGGCGCACACAAGCACAUAGCAGGUCCAUGUAUACUUCACGUCGGUUCGUUCCGUGCCCAUCAGAGCGAUCCGAAUCAGGAAGGCUAUGCCGCAAGCAAAGCUGGACAGCUCGGUCUCAUGCAGGCCAUGUCGAUCAGUCUCGGUCCCCUGGGGAUAAGAACGAAUCUUGUAGCACCAGGCAGGAUCAAGGUUGGACAUGAAAGCAAGGAAGGAGACGAGAAGGGCGAUACCUGGGAGGGCCAAAACACCGAGAAAGAUAUCGAUGAUCAUCCUACGAACAGAGCGGGAAGGCCGAAGGAUAUUGCUGACGCGUGCUUGUACUUGAUCAACGCAGGCUUCGUCAAUGGGGUAGACAUCACUGUGGACGGAGGAGCUUUGAGAAAGAAGAGUGGCUGA